AUGUCUGUGCCUAUACGCCGGGUGCCCUUUGUAUGUCGGCGUUGCCUACAAGUUUCUCGCCAACCCAGAACAUUGCCACCAGCUCACUAUACAACUCAAGCUGGUGCAUCCAAGACAGAGGAUCAACAACAAGACAAAACUGCAAAGAAAGGCGAACAAGAGAGUGGUGAAAAUACUGUCGAGAAGGAACUUGGGCCCUUAGCUCGACGGUUGGAAGAAGCUACAGAGGAAGCCCUCUUUACCGGUGGAAGAGCCGGACGUCGGGCCGUUGAGGAUGCCGGUUUCUCGGAAGAGCUUAAGGAAAGACUGUUGAACAAAAUCGCAGAUGCAAAUUUUAAAUCUGAAAAUGCCAGCGCCUUUGCCGAGGCCAGUCUCUCGUCAACGGCAGGCGAGGGGACACGGCAUAUCGCUUCAGCGCAGGCGUGGACAGGAGAAGAGAGCACUGCAGAUACGGUACUUCGAAUGCUCGAUGAUGCAAAGAAACCUCUCGCUCCAGGCCUAAGGGGCAAGUUUCAACCCCCUCCGGUUGAUAUGCGACUACAGAAGCAACCGAGGCGAUCAGCUGGAGAGAAAGUAGCCAAAGCGAGGGACAAGGUGAACACCUAUGUCGGAAUGGGUGGUCAACAAGCCAAAAAUAGUAUGAGUGAAGAUGAAAAAGAGGCUUGGAGAAAAGAGUUGAGGGAGAGGUUUGAGCCUGGAGCCCGAGCGUUACCAAACUCUAUCACGGGUCUUGCAGCACUGGCGAAUGAACGCAUCGAGAACGCUAUUGCGAGAGGACAGUUCAAGAAUAUUCCCCGCGGAAAGGGAGUUGAGCGUGAUGCUCGCGCCGAUAACCCCUUUAUCGAUACGACGGAGUAUAUCAUGAACAAAAUGAUUCAAAGACAGGACAUCGUUCCACCCUGGAUAGAGAAGCAGCAGGAACUUGCCAAGGAGCUCGGUAUUUUUAGAGCUCGACUCCGAAACGACUGGCGACGCUUUGCAGCGAGGAUGAUCGCUUCACGGGGAGGAUCAUUGCAGGAGCAGAUUCGAAGAGCAGAAGAAUACGCUGCAGCAGAAGAGGUGCAUAACCCAAUUAUACGAAAGAAAACCGAUGGCCAAGUGGAAGAGAUUAAAGCUGCCUCGCCGGUUGUUGGAAGGCCGUUUCGAGAUUCAGCGUGGGAGCAAACUGAAGCCGCAUAUCACAAGCUGUCGAUUGAGCGUCUUAAUGCCCUGACACGAAGCUAUAACUUGAUGGCACCGGAUCUAGCAAAGAAGCCGUACUUUUCACUUGAGCGAGAACUCAAGGCGUGCUUUGCUGAAGUUGCGCCUACAGUGGCUCGAGAGAUUCAGGAGCGUGCAACGGGUGGAACGGCAAGGAGUUUGGGAGGAGGGGGUCAAGCGGGCAAACAGACGGGUUUGCUAGAGACAUUGACUGGAGGUGACAAUGUCAAGGUUCAUGUUGAAGCACAGGAGAAAGCAUAUGGGCUGAAGGAGUGGUGGAGAGACGUGUGGAAGAAGAAUUGA
This is a messenger RNA of Fusarium odoratissimum NRRL 54006, 1503 nucleotides long. RefSeq lists its product as uncharacterized. Lineage: Eukaryota; Fungi; Ascomycota; Sordariomycetes; Hypocreales; Nectriaceae. The record is from RefSeq and is a predicted model, not a curated record. The transcript has a single exon. The coding region runs from base 1 to 1503 and encodes 500 amino acids.